UUACUCUUCAAUACCUACACUUAUCUAUUUUAUUAUUUUCAACAUUUUCUCUCUCUAAAACUUUUUCUCUCUCCAAGGGUUUUUGUUUUUUUGCUCUAACACGCCAUGGCUGAGGAGGCACAAACCACUGGUGUUGUUGUAGCAGCUGAGAACGGAUCGAAGUCUUCUCCGGUGGUUUUCGCGGCGGUGAAGCCGUGGCUGGUGGUGGAAGCGCCCAAGGCGAACGACGCCGUGCAGUUCUACAAGACGGCGUUCGGAGCUGAGGAGGUGAGCCGCGUGAAUCACCCGAAGAGGAAGGCGGAGCACGACCUUCCCCUCGUACUCUCCGCUGAACUCAAACUCGGAUCCUCCUCCAUUGUCGUCUCCGAUCUCACCGACGACUCAUCUGCGCCUGUCAAAUCUGUGGUGAGCGGUAGCGUGUUCUGCUUGGAGACUGAAGAUGUUGAGGCCGCCGUCGCCAAAGCUGUGGCCGCCGGCGCCGUUUCCGACGGCGAAUUGACGGAGGUUGAAGGCGGCUGCUGCGGCGGGCGCGUGGGGAGAGUGAAGGACCCCUACGGCAACGUCUGGCAAAUCUGCGCACCUGCGAAGAAGUGUGAUGACGUGGCGGCUUAGUGGCCGUCCAUUUCAUAAGAUCUUUUGGCUUCUGUUUUGUUCCCCUACUCAAACUCGGAUUUGCUUUUUGUUAACUAGUAGGGGAAAUGGUAUAUGUGAACAGUUAUUAGUCGGAUGGUUAAUCUGCUUUAAUUUUCAUGUUUAACUUUCUAAGUAAUGCUAAUUAGUACUAAUCUCAUUAACAAUCGUUUCUUAAUUAAGAGGUUUAUUUUAGUUUUAU
Messenger RNA from Erythranthe guttata (spotted monkey flower), 832 nucleotides. RefSeq lists its product as uncharacterized. Lineage: Eukaryota; Viridiplantae; Streptophyta; Magnoliopsida; Lamiales; Phrymaceae. The record is from RefSeq and is a predicted model, not a curated record.